AUGGGAAAGCUAGAAAAUCACCAUUCUUUCUCUUUGUGCAACAUCAGAAAGUUCCUUGAUCAAGCUCAACAUGACCCAUCGGUUUCGGAAGCCCUUCUCAAGGAUUGGCAAAAAAAGCUCGAAAAGGAGCUCGAUAUUCAUUCGUUGAAGUAUGAGUAUGCAUCUUUGUAUGGUCGACUUGUCAAUGAGUGGCUCUCAGCUUCGGAGGAUAGUAUUGCUUUUGAUGACAGCUCAUUUGAGACCAUAGGUCGAAAGGAGAUGCACGAGCAGCGAGAGAAGUGGGAAGACUACGUUUUCAAGCCUCUAAUCACUGAUUCCAGUGCUAUUGAUUCAUAUCUCACCACGCUUUUCACCUCGACGGCUGACAUCAAGAAAGCUUGGUGUGAGCUGCGACGCCGGACCGUCAUCUUUGAGAAAGGAAUGGAAAACCAAGCACACUUCGACGCAAACUCCCUGAAAUGGGUGAUCGACGGCCUCCUCCGCAGCGAUCUUCUCACAGACGAAAAACGCGCCAUUCUGAAGGAUUUUCAAAAUAACAAGGUAGUCCUCGCCGAAGUCGCCGACGUCCUUAAUAUGCGCAUGUCUUCACUCGACAAGUGGGAAUGGGGCUCAGAGGGCACACCUGUCGAACAACGCCGCCAUAUCAACGGUCGCUAUCGUUUUUACCACGACGAAGAUCUCCUACAAACCAUUCUCCUCCGCUACAUUGGCGUGAAAUGGUCCGUCUUCUUUAAACGCGAGCUAACCAGCUUCAAAGAAUCCUCCAAUGUCUGGGCCACUUCCUCUCCACAAGUUCCAAAAGCAGAUAAGCACAAACGCGAGUACUUCUUCGGCCGCGGCCACGACUCUGAUGCUACCGUCGAAAGUUACCGAGAAGAUCACUUCAAAUCGGAUAUUUUCCUCGAACAACUCCAAGACUCCCUCAAAGAACAGCGUGGAGGCUACUCUGACGAUGGUGCCACAGAAAACGCAACCGACACACGUAGUUCUCCCCAACAGAUCACGCAAUCAGUGCUCCACACUCUGGCCACCGAAAUUAUCAUACAAACUCGGCUCAACAACUCUUUGACUGUUGUCCGUUCCGAUUUUUCCUGGUUCGGCCCUUCUCUCCCCCAUUCGAGUAUAUUCUCCGUCCUAUACCACUUUGGUGUUUCGUCUAAAUGGACUUCAUUUUUCCGCCGCGCUCUCGAAGCACCCAUAGGCUUCCCCUCCGAUGGACCAUCCGCCACUGUUCGAAUUCGCAAACGCGGGACUCCGAUCAGUGGCCCUCUAAGUGAUAUGCUAGGUGAAACCGUUCUCUUCUGUCUUGAUUUCGCCGUAAACCGUCGAACCAACGGCGCACGUUUAUAUCGUUUACACGAUGACACAUGGUUCUGGGGCAGCUCUUCCGUUUGUGAAUCUGGCUGGGCCGUCAUGCAAGAAUUUGCCAGCCUCAUGGGGCUAUCUUUCAACCCCGAUAAGACCGGUUCCUGCACCAUAACUCGCCAUCCUACCAAUAUCACCCCACCCCCUUUGUCUCCCCCCCAAGGGCCUGUUAGUUGGAACUUCCUGCACCUAGAUCCUCUCACUGGGCGAUUCUUGAUUGAUCAAAAGCUGGUUGACAAUCACAUCAAAGAGUUAAACCUCCAAUUGAAAGCCUGCAAAUCCAUAUUCGAUUGGAUCCAAGCCUGGAAUAUCUACGGCUGCCGUUUCUUCUCCACGAAUUUCGGCCAACCAGCCCAAUGUUUCGGACUCGCCCACGUCAACGAUAUCCUCGCCACCUUCUCCCGGAUCCAAACUCAACUCUUUUCCGAAACCGGUGGUUCUGUCACCUCAACUCUCAAAUCCAUGCUCCACACCCGUUUCGACGUGAAAAAUGUUCCAGAAGGUCACCUCUAUUUCCCCAUGUUCAUGGGUGGCCUCGAUCUCAAAUCUCCUUUCGUACCCCUCUAUCUUAUCCGUGAUGACAUUAAGAAAAAUCUAGAUGACGUUAUGGAUGCUUUCUUCGUUCGAGAACGUAAUAAUUACGAAAAGGCCAAAAAGCAAUACGAGACUGGCACGGUGACUCGUCGUCAACACGGCCCUCAUCCCAACAUGCGAGAAUACGAACGUGUCGGCUUCCCAUCAUUCGAAGAAUACACAAAGUACAGAGAACGCAAGUCGCAUGCUUUAUUGUGUGCGUAUCGUUGUUUGAUAGAAGAACCAGUGGAGUGUGGUUUUGAUAUCAAGAUCAGGAGGGUAGUGCGUGGGCCGAAAGGAAGUGAACAGAAAGAAUUGACAACCUAUCAGAUAUGGAUCGUGGAGUUGUAUGGUUCGGAUAUGAAGGAGAGGUUCGGGGGAUUGAAUGUUGUGGAGAAAGGAUUGCUUCCGACGGGAAUGGUGGGAAUGUUUAGGGAGAGUAGGUUUAAGUGGCAAGGAUGA
Molecule: messenger RNA, 2400 nt
Organism: Sclerotinia borealis F-4128
Lineage: Eukaryota; Fungi; Ascomycota; Leotiomycetes; Helotiales; Sclerotiniaceae
Source: the annotation of a GenBank genome assembly